Messenger RNA from Scutellospora calospora, 135 nucleotides. The record is from the annotation of a GenBank genome assembly. NCBI's taxonomy places the organism in Eukaryota, Fungi, Glomeromycota, Glomeromycetes, Diversisporales, Gigasporaceae.
CAAGCAACUGAUAUAAGCUUAGAACAAGAAUCUUACAUCAAAGUAAUGGAAAAAACUACUGCAAUAAUUAAUGAAUUAAAAAAUAUGAAAGCAAAGGUUUCUGUGAUCAUUACUGAUAGUGCUAGUUCAUAUGCA